UACCAGGAGUGUCAUAAUGACAGAAGUAUGACAGCACGGUCACAAUCUGUCAGUUCGUAUUUUCAAAACAGACCUGUAUCAUUUUGUUUCGUUUUCAUCUUAAAUUUUACAUUUAUUAACCUAAUCAAUUCAGUUGAUUGGAUCUAUUUGGACUGUAGACAGGUUUUAUUACCAGCCGGAAAAUAUUACCAUGAAUUUGGCAACAGUUUUCAAAAAUCGUCUGAUUUACUCUCAUUUACAAAGACCUGGAAUUGUAAAUGUUGCAAAAAUUUUCAGUUGUGGAUACUCGAAUUGCCCACCAAAAUCAUCAAAAAUCUAUGAAAAUAUUGCGGAAACUGUUGCCGAUAUACCUGACGGAGCAAAGUUACUUGUUGGUGGAUUUGGCUUGUGCGGAAUUCCAGAGAAAUUGAUAGCUGCUUUACUAGCAAAAGGAUCGUCGAAAUUGACUGUUGUAUCGAAUAAUGCAGGCGUUGACAACUUCGGACUUGGGCUGCUACUCAAAGAGAAGCGCAUAAAGCGAAUGAUAUCGUCUUACGUUGGCGAAAAUGCCGAAUUCGAAAGUCAAUAUCUGUCCGGACAGCUCGAGUUGGAGUUCACACCUCAAGGCACUCUGGCUGAACGUAUUCGUGCUGGUGGUGCAGGAAUUCCAGCAUUUUUCACUCCGACAGGUUAUGGAACACUCAUCCAAGAAGGUGGUGCACCGAUCAAAUACAAUUCGAAGGACAAAACCGUUGAAGUAGCUAGUUCGCCAAAACAGGUGCAACAAUUUAACGGACUGCCGUACAUAAUGGAGGAAGGAAUUGUCGGUGAUUUUGCAUUGGUAAAGGCACAAAAAGCUGACGAAAUGGGAAAUCUAAUUUUCAACAAAUCGGCACGCAACUUUAACUCAGCAAUGUGCCGUGCGGCUAAAUGCACCAUCGCCGAGGUAGAAGAAAUCGUUCCAGUCGGCUCAUUAAAUCCAGAUCAGAUACAUGUGCCGGGCAUAUUCGUGCACCGUCUAUUCAAAGGAUCGCAAUACGAGAAGCGUAUUGAACGACUGAAAACUCGAAGUGAAAGUGCCAAAGAUUCGAUCGUAGGAAAUACUCCAGCGGCAAAGUUACGAGAGCGUAUCGCCCGUCGAGUGGCACUGGAAUUUAAAGAUGGCAUGUUCGCCAAUUUAGGAAUUGGCAUUCCUAAUCUGUCUGCUAAUUAUAUCAAGGGUAUCAAUGUCAUGUUACAGUCGGAAAAUGGAAUACUCGGCCUGGGUCCGUUCCCGUAUAAGAAUGAUGUCGAUCCAGAUCUAAUAAACGCGGGAAAAGAAACGGUCACGGUUGUACCAGGUGCAUCCUAUUUUGGGUCGGAUGAAAGUUUUGCUAUGAUUCGUGGCGGUCACAUUGAUGUCACAGUGCUGGGCGCUAUGGAAGUGUCGCAGUUCGGAGAUUUAGCUAACUGGAUGAUUCCGGGUAAACUGGUCAAAGGUAUGGGCGGUGCGAUGGAUUUAGUAUCAGCGCCAGGCACAAAAGUCAUUGUAACAAUGGAACACAAUGCCAAGGACGGCUCCCAUAAGAUAUUAUCGAAAUGCAGUUUGCCGUUGACGGGAAAAGGAUGUGUGGACAUGAUAAUAACGGAAAAGGCCGUAUUCGACGUUGAUAAAGAGAGUGGUUUGACACUGCUGGAAAUCGGCGAAGACGUAACCAUCGAAGAAAUCAUCACAAGUACUGGAUGUGAAUUCGAGGUUUCGCCGGAUCUGAAAAAGAUGGGACAGAUCGAUGUGUGAUGAACGUAGCAUCAUCAUCACUAUUAUCAUCAGCACCGUAAUGUGACUCAAGAAGUCGAGAGACUCUGUAUGAAAAUUUGUUUCCUUUGUUUACGAAAAGAUGUUUAUAAACUGGUACAACGCAUGUGUAUAUGUCUAUCAUGUACUCUAUUAUGUAAAUACAAAAUUGCAUUUAUUAACGUA
Molecule: messenger RNA, 1939 nt
Organism: Bradysia coprophila
Lineage: Eukaryota; Metazoa; Arthropoda; Insecta; Diptera; Sciaridae
Gene: SCOT
Product: Succinyl-CoA:3-ketoacid CoA transferase
Biological process (GO): ketone body catabolic process
Cellular component (GO): mitochondrion
Molecular function (GO): succinyl-CoA:3-oxo-acid CoA-transferase activity
Source: RefSeq, a predicted model, not a curated record